Molecule: messenger RNA, 1309 nt
Organism: Dimorphilus gyrociliatus
Lineage: Eukaryota; Metazoa; Annelida; Polychaeta; Dinophilidae
Source: the annotation of a GenBank genome assembly
UAUGGCAGUCGACGUUUAUUUUGCGUCGGCAGAAAUCGUUAAGCUAGUUAAGGAUGGAUGCGACGACGCCAAGUUUGAUGGGGAUUGUACUCAUAAAAUCAUUUACUCUGCAGUGUACUUUCCGGUUAAUGCCAUUUGUUUAUUUGUCGCUUCGGUUUUUAUCUGGAUUCUAUUCUGGAACAUGAAAAUUGAGUACGGAGAUUUUAUUGAAAAGCUACUAGUGCAAAGUCGAGAUAUUGAAGAACUUGUGCAACAGGCUAGAAACGGAAGUAAUAAAGAAAAAAGGAUAGCUGCCUUCGAAUUAGCCACAUUAGCAGCUACGAGCGACGACAAUAAAUUCAAAAUUGUUGCCAACGAUGGCUUAGAUAUUCUUACUCAAUUAGCUUUAUCAAGAGAUGAAUCUACAAGAGAGCAAGCGGUCGAAGCUAUUAACGAAAUGAUAAUGAUUCCUUCUAUCCAAGAAUCAUUUAUCGAAAAAGGAGGUAUAACCACUAUGAGCGCCCUUCUAAGAACAAAUAACUCCCGAUUGGUAGCGAAUGCUUCGUCAGCUAUACAGAUAAUUGUGUCGGAAACAGACGAAAAUAAGGUUGCUUUCGCCGACAGACAAGGACUUCAAGAUUUGGCAUACGCCGCUAAGAGAGCUACAAUUUCAACUCAACGUCUGAUAGCUGCAAUAUUCCUGGAAUUGAGUAUUCACCGUGUUGUUAGAAAUAAGAUGACCACGACAAAUCAAUUAUUCGAAGCGCUAGAGGAACUCGCUCAAUCGAACGAUCCACAGAUUCAGCGUAAUGCUCUACAAACCCUCGAAAUAUUAGCCAUGGAGAAUAGCGAUAGAAUAUGUGAAAGAGAGCAACUUCUUUUCAUGUUACUUGAUAUUCCAUCACUAACUGUAGACGAAAUCGUCUAUCAGUUAACAAGUAGAAUCUUGCUAUAUUACGCACAAAAUCCUUUAACGUGUGAAUCAAUGCUGAAUCACCCUCGUUUCAAGGAAACAAUGACGGUAUUCGCAAAAACUAAGGAGGUCGGCUUACAAAGAUCUACUAUUCGAAUAAUCAACUUUACCUUUGAAUUGCCACAUUUGAAGGAAAAGGCUCAGAGCAUCAGGAUUGAAGAUACAUUAAAUGUUCUUAAAAAGCAUUUUGCCGAGCGAGAAAUCUGGGAUCUGGCUGAUGAGAGCUUGCGAUACUUGAAUGAGGAAACUACGUUGUCGCGCAUUCCUAACAUGACAUCAAAGGAAAAAAUUGCCAGGAUGGAUUUUAACGAGUUCGGAUCAAAAGCCUCGCUAAGAAGUGGUCCAAGCUCCUCUUAA